Oncorhynchus masou masou (cherry salmon) is the source of this 2366-nucleotide messenger RNA. RefSeq names its product natural killer cell receptor 2B4-like. NCBI's taxonomy places the organism in Eukaryota, Metazoa, Chordata, Actinopteri, Salmoniformes, Salmonidae. The record is from RefSeq and is a predicted model, not a curated record. The transcript has 8 exons. Bases 689 to 1543 code for a protein of 284 amino acids.
UACGGAAAACCCAAAUGCUCAAUGCGACAAUUAUUUCCUUUUUCUCAGACACUUGUCAAAGUAUGGGGACCUAUUUGCAUUUCACCAUUUCCAUUCUACUGACUUUUAUCCAUCAAGCAGAUUUCAGCUCUGUGUUUGUGCUGAAGGGACAGGAUGUUCGUCUGGAUGUCCAGGAAAAUGUUCAACUGAGAGAGUUUGAGGUUUUCAAGUGGAGCUUCGGUUCAGCUAUUAUUGUAAGAUGCGCUGACACAUUGUCAGUGAGAGUGUCUCCUGGGUAAACAACAGGGUUGAGUUUUAUAAGGGAAACUUCUCUCUGCUACUGAAGAACCUACAGCAAAAUGACAGUGGAAAGUAUACUGCAGUAGUGAGUGGUGACAAAGAAAAUACUAUUAUUGUACACCAGUUAGUUCUCCAAGAGAGAGUUGAGUCUCCAGUCCUGACAGUUAACUUUAACUCCACCAUCAAUGUCUCCUGUAACGUGACUGUGACCUGCAGAGGUCAGAACACCUCUGUCACCUCCAGCUGUAACAGCAGCACCUGCUCUCAGGUGGGAGGAGAGAGUAGAGGGGCUGAGACCUCCACUGUCCCCCUGCUCUCUGUCUAUGUGGCAGGGGGUUCCAUCAUCUGUAACCACAGCAACCAAGUCAGCUGGGCCAACGACACCAAGGAGAUAGUGGAACUCUGUCCAAUGAAAUCUGAUUUCAGCUCUGUGUUUGUGCUGAAGGGACAGGAUGUUCAUCUGGAUGUCCAGGAAAAUGUUCAACUGAAAGAGUCUGAGGAUUUUAAGUGGCGCUUCGGUUCAGUUAAUAUUGUAAGAUGCACUGACACAUCGUCAGAGAGAGUGUCUCCUGGGUACAACAACAGGGUCGAGUUUUAUAAGGGAAACUUCUCUCUGCUACUGAAGAACCUACAGCAAAAUGACAGUGGAAAGUAUACUGCAGUAGUGAGUGGUGACAAAGAAAAUACUAUUAUUGUACACCAGUUAGUUCUCCAAGAGAGAGUUGAGUCUCCAGUCCUGACAGUGGACUCUAACUCCACCAUCAAUGGCAUCUGUAACGUGACUGUGACCUGCAGAGGUCAGAACACCUCUGUCACCUCCAGCUGUAACAGCAGCACCUGCUCUCAGGUGGGAAGAGAGAGGAAAGGGGCUGAGACCUCUACUGUCCCCCUGCUCUCUGUCUAUUUGGCAGGGGGUUCCAUCAUCUGUAACCACAGCAACCAAGUCAGCUGGGCCAACGACACCAAGAAGAUAGUCCAACUCUGUUCAUUGAAAUCUGAAUCAGAGCGGGACGAAGAGAACCAAAACUACAAUGUCGGCAUCAUCAUCUUCAUCAUCAUCAUCAUCAUCAUCUUUGUUGGAUGUGUCCUGAUUGCUUGCCAGAAGCUAAAUAAAGGUCGCAAAGAGGAGAGUAUAAACACAGAUUAUGCUUCAGUUGGGAUUCCAGGUAACAGUCAAGUAGGUGGUGAAGAGCAGAUGUCUCCAGGUCCAGCAUCACCCACCAUCUACAGUAUGGUGGGACAUCCCCAACCACCAGCCUGUUAACCACCAGCCCCUGCCUGUAGACCUCCCCAUGACUACCAUGGCCCUCAUGACCUCCAUGCCUGAGAGUUUAUAUGCUAUGGUGGGGAAAAAGACUAGCAAACAAUAAUCAGGAAUUUGAACAUCAUCUUAGGCCGGGAUUCUAUUCAAUCCUUUUAAAGGCAAUGUUCCCAUGUUCGUGUAACAACCAAAUAAAAAUUGUCACACGCUUCGUAAACAACAGGUGUAGACUAACAGUGAAAUGCUGACUUACGGGCCCUUCCUGUCACAUGUGCUCCCUCUCAAGCCACUAGGUCACCAGUCUGCUUUCUAUGGCGCACACCUGUCACAUAGUGACACGCAUCAGCUCAUUAUGACACUCACCUGGGCUCCAUCACCUCCUUGAUUACCUGCCUUAUCUGUUCUAUGUCAAGACUAAGUUGCAUGGGCCGCAGAGAGGGGAGAGGUCAAAGUGUCAUCAUGUGUAAACAUAUCUUUUGCUCCACAAUGUCUGUGUGCCAGUCAGUGUGUCUCUGUGAUUUUGUCCAGGAUUGGUUGUAUUUAGAAUUGGUUGCAUCUAAAUGACAAUUUUAUAUAUGCCUGUUGAUAUGGAGGAUUGGUUUAUGGUUCUGAGGUUGAGAGAGGAGACAAAGCUGAACAAUGAAUUAUGCCGAUGCGGUCUUAUCCUGUGUAUCUUUGCUAUAAAGGAUCCCAUUUGCCAUUGUGUUGGGACUCUCAACUUUUCAUUAGAGAUACUGAACUGUUGAAAGUCAAAAGGCUAUUGCAAUGUGGAAGGGGCUCUCAGAGAAUUCAUUGAGUUCUUUCAGCUUUUAUUUCUUUCAUCACA